Messenger RNA from Symbiodinium sp. CCMP2592, 3080 nucleotides. Lineage: Eukaryota; Dinophyceae; Suessiales; Symbiodiniaceae. The record is from the annotation of a GenBank genome assembly.
AUGGCAGUCCACGCCGCCGAGCCCAAGGGCAUCCACACGCCGAGCGCCGACCCCGCCGGCAGUGGCACACGACCGGCCGGAUUGGAUGUUCCCGCCGGGGGCGCGGCCGGCAGACCCGCAGCCAGCUCGACGGAGGUUCCCGGCACGACGACCACCCCCAGAACGACGACGCCGACGGGAGCCCGGUCGAGAUCCAAGACGGCGGCGGGCUUCAGGGAGCACCUCAGCGACGAUAGGAUCGCCAAGAUCGAGCUCAAUAUGUCCGACGACUACCGCCGGCAUAAGAAGGCCAUGCACCGCCCUGGGGCCAGGGCGGUCGACGAGCCGCCGAAGUCGAUCAGGCACCUCCUCAAGCCGACGCUCAUCGACGUCAUCGAGGAGGAGAACCAGGAUCGACGUGGGAUCGACGGCCAUAAGCCUAAGCCGCCGCCGAUUUCGGCGCCCACAUAUUGUGCAUAUUGGUAUGUUUCGACGCUGCCCGCCAACACACGCGGCGCCAGGAUUCCGUGGCAAAGCCAGGAAGCCGGUCGCCGUGUGGUCGGGUGGUGCUCGCAUCCAUAUACCUCGCCGUAUUGUCCUCACUUCGGCGAUCUGCACGACGUGGACCAGCCUGGCCUUGGCCGCUGUCUGCGACCCGUCGUGAUGGACAACGGCCGUGAUCACGUCGGCCAUGAGUGCGCCGCAUGCCACGGCAUGAUCGGAUUGGAGCCCGACGUUGCCGUCAUUCAUCUUCUCCCCGACGACCUCGUCGUCGCCAGAGCGUCCCCGACGCAGCAACCUCAAGCACGACCCCAAGCCAUCAUGGACUCCACGGCAACGACGCCAGGCACAGCCAGGACAGUCGCCGACUUCUUUCGCGACGUCGCUUCGGCGGGCGGCUCGGCCUACGUGGCGACCUUGGCCAGGUUCGGCGCCAUCAACACGCCGGCAGUGAGAGAGUUCUUCGCCGUACUCCUGGAGAACGGCGUGCCGGAGGGACUGUUGCUCCAGAUCUUGGCGCCGGUCCCGCCGCAGCCGACAGAGCCACCAGCGGCACGGCGGCCCAGGCACGACGUGCCGACCAGACGGGCCAUGCCACGAGGGCGACGCCAGGAGACGCUCGCCGCAAUCGACGCCAAUCUGUUGGCAUCCUCUACUCGUCGGGCCAUGGAGUCACGGGUGAGGACCGUGACCUCCCUGGCGGAGAGAGGUCUAUUCAACCUCUUCCCCCUCGACGCCACCAAGCUCCACACCAUCGCCGGGGCCAUGCGCAUCGCCGGCUACAGAUCCACAGGGCUGUAUCUCGACGCGGUGGUGUGGCACCAAGAGAACACACUUCACAUGCCGGUCCCGCCGGAACUUCGACGUGUGGUGAAGACCUUGACCAAGGCGGCGGCGAGGGGCCUGUCGGGAUCCAGGCUCAAGCAGGCCUUCGACCUCGACGAACUCGCCAAGCUGGUCGACGCCACAGCGCCGUUCACCGCCUUCAACGUCGGCCUGGUGACACACGCGGUCGACGUUAUUAUCGUCGCCACGUGGUUCAUGUUGAGGGAAGUGGAGCUAGCGGCGGCCAGGGUCAAGGACCUGGUGGUGACGCUGGCGGCGGUGUCACUCGACAUACCGCUGCACAAAACGGCGCAGGGGGGUCAGACCGACUUGACUCGUCGGACCUUCCGGUGCGUCUGCACCACGACGGCCCAUCCCCUGUGCCCGAGAUGCGCCGCACAUCGCCAUCUUCGACGGAUCCAGGCAUCAGCCGCGGCAUCGCCCGCCGACUUCCUCUUCCCGACACGGCCGUCGGCGCAAAGAUCCAAAGCGGAGUCCGCCGAGAUGUUCCGGAUGGUGCUCGACGCCGCCGGGUUCGAGACAGUGUACCUCGACGACCAAGGCAAGCGAAGCCUGAUAUUCGGCGGUCACGCCGCCCGGGUGGCUGGAGCGACCUUCCUAGCCAUGCGGGGGGUGCCGGUCGCCGUGAUCCAGCUCCUUGGCCGCUGGGCGUCGACCGCCGUGGAGAGAUACGUUCAACAGGCACCCCUCGCCGUGGCAGCCGGCGUACCAGCCCAGGCCUUGGCCGCGACGAGCUCGGCCACACCGACGACAGCCCCACUGGCAACGUCGUCUCAGCCGGCAGCCAUCCUCGACUCAACGCCGGCCGGCAGGUGUGCAGGGCACGCAGCUGGGGCGGUGCCGGAGCCACACCCGGCCAUCCCGGACGUCGACUUUGCGGCCGAGGUGCCCGGCGUCGAGUUUGUGCCGGAGCCGGUCAGGAUGCCAAUCGACGACGUGGUCGGCGAGUCGGCGCCCCGGUAUGUCAUGAACUGCCGCACCAAGAUGGUGCACACGCGAGGGGUCGACGAGACGACGACAGAGAGGUCCGACCGGCAGGCCCGGUGCGGCUGGCCAUACGGCGUACGACAGUUCUUUCGCCUGGCCGAGUUACCGCCGGAGCCGGCACUGUGCCGCAAGUGCUUCCCGACGGAAACAGUCGACGUCGAGGCACCAGAGGCGGUCGACUCGUCGUCGAGUUCAUCGUCCUCCACUAGCGGAGUCACGGGGUCGCCGGCAAUCGCCGUGGUCCUCCCCACCGACCAGACCAUUCACUCGACGUCGACGCUACCGCCGCCAGCCAUGGCGCUCCCCACGGUGGCGGCCUCGAUGGUGCAGCUCGACGACCUCCUCGCGGCGGCCGGCGCCAACGACAGCAUCAAGGACUACAUCAAGGCGCGCAAGAUUACCACGACGCCGACCCUGGCCCUGAUCGCCAAGGAUGUGGAGAGGUUCACGACGCACAUCAUACACCCCUACAUCGCCGGGACCCGCAUCGACGGCACCGACCACAAGGUGGAGGACGGGCAAGACGACGUGGCAACGGCGGUGAUGACCCAUCUCUUCGUCGAGGCCACCCGACAGUGGACCGCGGCAGCCGCGUCGCCAGUCCCGACACCAGCGGCCACGCCGGCCCUUCCUGCGGCACCAGCCUCGACAGCCACGCCGGCCAUCCCCGACAGACCACCGAAGACCUUCUCGGCGUGGAACCAACAGGUCAACAUCUUCGAGGAGCGACGCCUCGACGGGAAGCGCCGGACCUGCCCGGCUCAUGA